Messenger RNA from Plutella xylostella (diamondback moth), 900 nucleotides. It is a transcript of the gene AKH3, whose product is annotated as adipokinetic hormone 3. The record is from RefSeq and is a predicted model, not a curated record. NCBI's taxonomy places the organism in Eukaryota, Metazoa, Arthropoda, Insecta, Lepidoptera, Plutellidae. Gene Ontology annotation, molecular function: hormone activity.
CUCCCCUAAGCCCCCGAGUGGCUAUAUAAAAGCCGGGAGUGUGCCCUCCGCCGCAGAAUACCAACACCUGUGGAUUGCAUGUGAGCCACUGGAGGCACUUCCUGGGACAUCCAAUAUGACUGUCCUGUCUUGCAGAGGAGCGACGCUGCUGACGCUGCUGGCGGCGGCGGCGCUGGUGUCGGCGCAGAUCACGUUCAGCCGCGACUGGACCGGCGGCAAGCGGUCCGCGCCGCAGCUGGCACUCGACUGCGAGCAGUUCAGCACCGUGUGCCGGCACUUCAUUCACGAACUGAAGCAAGCCAUGUCAACCCAGAUCGACAGGAAACCACACAGGAGAACCAUCGAAGAUACCCCAAUCCUGUACGACGAAGAUAACUAGUCCCAAACAACGCCAGACUAACAAACCAAGCAUUGAGCUUCAACUCCCAUUUACUCACGCAAGAGCGAGCGAGGCAUAAGUAUACUGCUGCUGUCUCACUUCUUUAUUCUGAUUAGUUCAACUCAAACUUAAGCUCGCUGAACUUUUACAAAUACUUUAAAAAAAUAAUUAAGUAACUAAUAUGUUUGAAAUAAAAAAAAGUACCACUUGAUGAACUUUGAGUAGAACUAAUCGGAAUAAUUGGUCUCGCUGAGUAAAUAGUUGUUGGAGUUCAAUGAAAAAGAUCAUUGCGCGUAAUGAUAUAAGAAAUAGGCCGUCUUUUUCUAAUAGGUAUUAUAAGAAGUUAUGUGUAUCCUGUUCGGGAUAGUAGGUAGUAAGUAGUAUGUAAAACUAUAGUUGACUGUGAAUAGUUUGGUUAAAUGCGCGACAAUGUUGUUCGGUACUAGCAUCAAUUGACAACGAUAUUAAUGUAACUUAAUUAAUAAUAUGGUUAAAUAAAGCAGUAAAAAACAAUGUAAGUA